Molecule: messenger RNA, 3705 nt
Organism: Cuculus canorus (common cuckoo)
Lineage: Eukaryota; Metazoa; Chordata; Aves; Cuculiformes; Cuculidae
Gene: PHACTR4
Product: phosphatase and actin regulator 4
Exons: 13
Coding region: 276-2402 (708 amino acids)
Biological process (GO): actin cytoskeleton organization; neural crest cell migration
Molecular function (GO): actin binding
Source: RefSeq, a predicted model, not a curated record
AGCCAGCUCCGCUCUGGAAUGACAGGCAUUCCUGCGUGAAGGGAGCUGGCACGGACGCCUAUUUAUGAGAAUCAAGUGCCCAACCAUGGGAUACGGGGAGAACUGGACCUGCACUGGGCUCUCAGACACCCGUGCUGUUGCCUGAGAGUUCCUCGCUCGACAGACUCUUUCCCAGUCCAAAGUGUGGAUUUAUCAUUUUAAAGGACUCUCUCAGGGUAGAUUUGUUUUUCCCCUCCUCUCGCCUCCUCCCGGAGAGCUGCUUUGAAAAGAAUCCGAUGGGGCAGCCACACUUCUCGAGACCGGUAAAUCCAGCUGCUUUCGCCGAAGAGGUGGAUCACCCCCCAACUGAUGCCAGCAUGGGGGUAGACGUUUUGGAAUCGGGUGACACCACACCUCCUACAAAGAGGAAAAGCAAGUUUUCAAGCUUUGGCAAGAUCUUCAAACCCUGGAAAUGGAGGAAAAAGAAAAGCAGUGACAAAUUUAAGGAGACUUCGGAAGUUUUAGAACGAAAGAUUUCUAUGCGAAAGCCAAGAGAGGAGCUGGUAAAAAGAGGGGUUCUGUUGGAAGAGCCUGAGCAGGAUGGGGAAGAACCAGAGAAGCUGAACCCACCUGCGCUGAAGAAUGGUCACACAGUCCCGAUCGGUGGUCCCAGUGUUUGUAACACAGCCGGCCAGGAAGAGGAGGCCACAAAGUCAUCCAACUUUAGGAAGCCUGUUCCAGCUGAGGAACCAAAGAAAAGGCAGGGCUCAUCCAGCAGCCAAUCUGGGCCCGAACUGGAUCCACCUCAGGAGCCAUAUGUUCCCAAACAGCCUUUGCUUCCUCCAAAAAGACCUCCCUCUACAUCCCAGGAGGCAAAUGAAGCGCAGGCGAAGGAUCCAACGCCUGCUAGCAGCACUGCAAAAACUGUACCCUCCACCACAGCCCCUGCUGUGGCAAAGACAGUGAAUUCCACCACUGCCCCUUCCCCAGCCCCCAGGACUCUGCCCCUGGCUCUCGCCAGUGCCAACACUACUGCUCCCACGACCACAACCAGCACAGCUCCUGCCAAACAGCCUCCCGUCCCUCCUCCCAAACCUGUCAACAGAAAUAGCAACUCAGUAAUAGCUGAACUUUCUCAAGCGAUGAACAGUGGUACAGCCUUGUCCAAGCCUUCCCCUCCUCUCCCGCCGAAGCGAGGCCUCCUGCCUAACACCACAUUGGAGGCAGCGAUUGCAUCCAAGCCCCCGAACGACAGGACGGUGACAUCUAACCGCCCCGCGCCGAUACCACUACACGUGGCCUCUGCUUACCCACCGCCCUCACCUUCGCCGCCGCUGCCCACGCACAUCCCACCCGAGCCUCCGCGUGUGCCCCUGCCCACCUCCACCCCUCUCCUGGACCAUCCUCGCUCCCUAGACCUACCCAAAGAGACUCCUCCUGAAGACUUCAGGUCACUGGAAGUGUCAAAAAGGACAGCAGAGCAAGGGUUUGCAGAACCACACAUGCUCCCUCGCCUGCCCCAAAUCCCGUUGCACAUCCGUAUCCAGCAGGCUCUGGCCAGUCCUCUGCCUGCCACCCCACCUGCCGAGGGCUCGCACAGGGCUCACUCACUGCUCUUUGAGAACGAUGGCUUUGGAGAAGACAACGGCACCCUGGGCAGGACGAGGUCCCUGCCUGUCACCAUCGAGAUGCUGAAAGUUCCAGACGAUGAGGAAGAAGAAGACGAUGACCAGGAAGAGGAGAAGAAUUUGGGUCCCCACGUGUAUAUUGGAGAUGUGCCAUCUGUCACAGUCAUCCCCAAACUGGUACCCCAGGUCCUGCCAGAGGAGCAGGAAGGAGACGAAGGGAUGAGCGACUCGGACUCGGAGGGGCCCAUCCUGUACAAAGAUGAUGAGGAUGAGGAAGAAGAUGAAAGCCACAACAGCACGCUGGCUAACAAAGUGAAGAGGAAAGACACGCUAGCUAUAAAGCUGGGGAACACAACCGUACUGCAGGAGGAGAAGAUUGUCUUCCCUCGGAAGAGCAAGGAGGAGUGGAAUGAAAUUCGGCACCAGAUUGGGACAACACUGAUCAGGCGACUGAGUCAGAGGCCGACAGCGGAAGAACUCGAGCAAAGGAACAUACUUCAGCCGAAAAAUGAAGCGGACCGUCAAGCUGAGAAGCGAGAGAUCAAGCGCAGGCUCACCAGAAAGCUUAGCCAAAGGCCUACAGUGGCAGAGCUGCAGGCCAGGAAGAUCCUGAGGUUUAAUGAAUAUGUGGAAGUAACAGAUGCUCAAGACUACGACCGGCGAGCGGAUAAGCCAUGGACAAAGCUAACGCCAGCUGACAAGGCUGCCAUCCGGAAGGAGCUGAAUGAGUUUAAGAGCUGUGAAAUGGAAGUCCAUGAGGACAGCAAGCAGUUCACGAGGUACCAUCGACCUUAAUCUUCCGAGAAGGAAGCAAGAGACCCAAGAGCACUGGAAGUUCUCUGUGUCCCUCUUCUAGGCAAUACAGCAAGGGUGGCACCUCGCCUAUCCCAAGAUUUGCCUUCAAAACAUAUCCAGAAAAGGGCUUUCAGCCAGGGAAGGGAGAAUCCUGUCUGAAUGUAGCAUUUCACUGGAACAAACACGUCUCGAGUGCCAUCAGGCUGGAAUGGAACACUAUACCUCGCGCGACUCAGCAAUACGCCUCUGCUCUGGCGCCAGCGUCCCUGCCAGGAGACCACGUACAUGUGAAUGAACGCUUCGUUCCCCAGCUCCCUUUCUCAGCCCUGACAAGCCCAGUUCUCAGCUGUAUCUACUCCUUUUGAGGGUGAAACUCCUUUGUUUUCCUCUGCCUUACCAAGAGGAGGAGGGGGGAAACCCCCAGCAGCUCUGGUGUUGGAAAGCUCGAGGAACGGAGAGCAGAUGUGCUAGGAAGCAUGUGUAUAUAUUAGCUGUGUACAGAGAACCCUGCGCAGAUGCCGAUCUGGCAGACAACUGACAUGACUUGGACUCUUUUUUGGUUUUGCUUGCGUCUCUGUCGUGUCCUUAAAUGUCCUGAAUCACUACUGACCAACGGUUUGUUGUCCUGGAAGGGAAUUGUGUAGAUAUUAACAUAUGCUGCAUCUUUUUUUUUUUUCUUUUUGUAAAGAAAAAGGAAAAACAGAAACCACAAGUGUAUAAAACAUUCCCUCCCCGCGCUCUCCUACUCGCUGGGAUGGAUCCGAGAUCUCCAGGCUUGUGUAACGAAUUGCAGACCCAGGAAAAGACUGCUGCCUUUUAAGAACUUUUUAAUUUGGGGAAUUCUUUUUAUUGUGGCUUCCUCUCGGAUGUUUUUUUUACUUUCCCAAAUCAGGUUGAAACUUGCCUUUCCUCAUUUUUAACAGCUGAACCUACUGGAAACUUGAUAAUUUUACUGUGUGGGUGGAAAAGAGGGGAAGAAGGUUUAAAAAGUGACCUUAAAAAAAAAAAAGAGAAGUCUUUCUCUUUUGAGAACAAUCUCAUAUGGAUUCUUCCCAAAUGUGGGUUAAGAAAUCUGGCGUCAGCCACUGCUGUAUCAUGCACAAACCCCAAUCCCAGGUGUGAGGUGCCACUAACAGUGAAGAACGGAGCGCUGAGGAGGGUGUGGGAGUGAAGAAAGGGCUCGCCCUGUUCCCAGAUCCAUCCUCGGACGGAUGAGCCUGGGUCGAGCCCCUCAGCGCUGCUCCCUGGGCACGCGUUGUAUGUCAGCCUCCUCAUCCACAGAUUUUAAUUAUGGAAUAAAAGU